AGUUGAGUAGUUAUGAUAUGUUUGCUCUAAUUAUCCCAAAUCCUUAUUUUGUAACCCAAUAGGAAAGUAUUCUACUCAAAAAGAGAGAGAUAUGUAAAUUGCAAAAUGAUAAAAGUAGUGACAAAGUAGUGGCAGAGAACAACUACAGUGCAGAAAAACAAGAGCCAAAGAUUCUACUCUUGGGGUGACGGAUAUAAGCCAUCUGAGGAGAUUCAAAAGAGUCCAAGCCUUGAACUUGGAUUUCCAACUGUGGUAGCGGCGUGAGAGUCUUUGUUUUUGCAUCAGCAAAGACUCUUCUUCCUAAGGGGAAAAAGAAAUUUAAAUUUAAAAAAAGAAGAAAAGGAACCCACUGCUUACAGGCUACAGCUUACUUCUGUUGGCAUUUCUGUACAAGCAACAAGCUGCAUGGUUAGUGAGCUCUGAUCUGAUGUAUUCAUAAAGUGGUAAUUGAAGCAGAGGUAAGGUUUUAGUGUUUUGGGUGCACUGACAUUCAAGAAUCAAGGUCACUGCAAAAACGUCAGUAACAGGAUAAAGUCGAGAAAAAUGAUUGCUUGCAACAAGGAAGACAACAAAUGGAGUGAAAGGAAGAUGGAAGGAGAUGAUGGGUUGAGGACUGUGGAGUGCUUGAGAGGAAGGCUUCUUGCAGAGAGACAAGCUUCAAGGACAGCAAAAGAAGAUGCUGAACUAAUGGGCAAUAAGCUAAUAGAACUAGAAAACAAACUCAAAGAAGAGACCAAAUUAAGGAAUAAAGCUGAGAAGAGGCUCAAGUUGUUGAAGAAGAAGCUUGAAUCACUGAAAAUAUUGCCUAGUUUGGAAGAAUCAGAGCAGUCAAGUUCAUCCGAGAACUGUGCAGUUUCUAGUAUUUCAUCUACAAGUACUUCAGGUGCUAAAGACCCAGAAGAAUCUGCUUCCAAGUCUCAAAACACAGUUCCAGAAAUCUCAAAAAAUAUGGAGGAAAAUGCAUCAGAUACCACGACAUCUAUCAAAAGCCUUGACAUUCCUUUCGGUGAAGAAAAUUCAACUUCUCCAGGGACUACUCAAUCUGAUUCAAAAGAUUCUUCACAUAAAAGGUCCAGUGGUAAAUCAAGUUCAAGCCCUGAAGAUCCAAAGAUUGGGGAUGCAAGUUCUUCAAGCUUGAAAGCUUCAACAGUGGAGAUCGAUAUGAAGGGAAGAAAUGAGAAUUAUGAGGAUGAUGAUUUUGUUGAUAACUCAAUGGCAUUGGUUCCUCUGAAGCUACCAGAAACCAAGCUGGCCCCUGAGAUAAAGAUAGUCAGCAAAAGUAUAGGUGAAGUUCUUGAUACUCUUAGGCAUGCCAGGGAAAGAAUUCAGAAUUCAAUGGAAAGAAGACAAAUUAUUAGAGUUGGGCCAUCUUGAAUUCAUACAAGUAAACAGUAAUUAUUGUCCCAUUUAGAUAAUCAAACAGAAAGUGACAGAUGUUCCUUUCUUGCACUGAAGCAACAUGGCAGGACAGAUACAGUGAAAAAGGGCAUAAUGUCACUGGUAUUUAUAUUGCCUUGUUCAGAUGGUUUGGUUGGUAAUAAAGUUCUUUGAUAGCAUGUGAUGUGGGGAUGUGACCCUCCAUUUAGUACAUUGACUUGGCCCCCAAACUUUGGCCACUUGCCCUUUUUGAGAUAUCCUCUGCUUUAAGGUUGGAUUGGGUUUAAACAGUUGGAUCGUUUUCUGAUAUGUGAUUCAAGCUUAGAACCUAAAAAUAUUCAGCUUUGGGAUGACACUCACUCCAUGAAUUGUCUCUAGUUUUCUUCAAGCAAACUCUGUGAAUUAGGCCAACAAGAUUAAUCUGUCAACAGUAUUUCCAUGUGCAUAGAGCCAUAGAACAAAGCUCUCUACAGGCUUUUUGACCAGGGUAAGUGUUGCUGAUUUGCAUAGUUGAGAGUGCGCUAGGACCUAUUUCCAUGUGAUUUAGCAACCCAUUUGAUGGCUUUCCUCAAAUUCCUAGCUCAUCCAUGCCCUUUGACCUGGCAUGAGGGUGUUAGCUAAACUAGCUGGACAACCUUACUUGAUCACAACCCUUUCCUGGAAAAGCUGGAACAUGCCAGCUUAAUUGACACUAAAUACAGCCAACAGAUCAUUGAUCGAAAUUCGAUAACACGCAAUGAAACAGAUUCCCUUGGUUGAGAUAUGGAGUUUGGUCGGUGCUUUGAUUCACAUGCAGCUUGGCACGUGCUUUAAGUAAAUCUAUGUCAUGUUUUUGCCCCCCAAAAAAGGGAGAAAAGCUCUAAUUAAAGUUUUGCUAAGGAAUGUACUUAAAUUUAAUGCUUUAUUCUAAUAAGAAUUCUACUAAAAGUCCAAGUUUGUUUAUUUUCUGAUUGUAUUAUAAUAUUUGAAGUCUAUUUUAUUUUAAAUUGGA
This is a messenger RNA of Theobroma umbraticum, 2368 nucleotides long. RefSeq lists its product as uncharacterized. NCBI's taxonomy places the organism in Eukaryota, Viridiplantae, Streptophyta, Magnoliopsida, Malvales, Malvaceae. The record is from RefSeq and is a predicted model, not a curated record.